Molecule: messenger RNA, 2685 nt
Organism: Ictalurus punctatus (channel catfish)
Lineage: Eukaryota; Metazoa; Chordata; Actinopteri; Siluriformes; Ictaluridae
Gene: ngly1
Product: N-glycanase 1
Exons: 12
Coding region: 100-2007 (635 amino acids)
Biological process (GO): protein deglycosylation; protein quality control for misfolded or incompletely synthesized proteins; glycoprotein catabolic process
Cellular component (GO): nucleus; cytosol; cytoplasm
Molecular function (GO): peptide-N4-(N-acetyl-beta-glucosaminyl)asparagine amidase activity
Source: RefSeq, a predicted model, not a curated record
ACCCUACAAAGGGCACUUCAUGUCAGUUAGGACGCUGUUGAUGAGGUUCGGUUUUUUCAUCGUUCCUGUAGCAGCAUUUUAUUUCGGUUUAGAAUAAAAAUGGCCGGAUUUCCAGGAGUGUCUGCGUUAUUUGAGAACCCAAACGAGGUGUUUCUGGAUGUGUCAAAACUGCUGCUGACUUACGCGGACAAUAUUCUCAGGAACCCAAAUGAAGAGAAGUACAGGUCCAUUCGUAUAGGAAACCCAACCUUCUCCACUAAACUUCUUCCUGUGAAAGGAGCAGUGGAGUGCCUGUUUGAAAUGGGCUUUGAGGAGGCUGAGACCCACUUGGUGUUCCCGAGGUCAGCGUCUGUAGAUCAGCUGAGACGAGUGCGAGAGAUGAUAGCUGUUGAGAGAGACCAGAGACUAGGAGCAGACCAACACGCAUCAUGCUCAAGCACUUCUACCUCCAUUUCCUCUCCUGCUCCGAGUCCUACAGUGGCAUCGGAGCCUCAGCGCCCUAUAGACCCGCCCCCAUCUGUGUUAGGUAGCAAGUCCUUCCUUGGGACUCUGCAAUCAAAUUUUCAGCACUUGAUUGUGUACGAGAAUCCUGAACUUCAGCAGAAAGCGUUGAGCUGUUUACCACAUGAGCAGCUCUGCUCCAGAGCUAAAGAUCGACUGUGCAAGGCCAGAGAAGCAGACCCUGAGUGUAGUCUUGCUGAGGAGGAUAUGCUGGUGCUGGAGCUGUUACAGUGGUUUAAGCAGGAUUUCUUCACCUGGGUGGACAGCCUACCAUGCAGCCGGUGCGGGGGUCGCACGCACUCCUCCGGUUCCCUCCCACCCUCUACAGACGACCUACGCUGGGAUGCUGGUCGUGUAGAGAACCACUACUGCGACGCCUGCAACCUCACCACCAGAUUCCCAAGAUACAAUAACCCGGAGAAACUGCUGGAGACCAGGAGGGGGCGCUGUGGAGAAUGGGCCAACUGCUUCACUCUGUGCUGCAGAGCGUUGGGGCUGGAGGCCAGGUACAUCUGGGACUCGACAGAUCACGUGUGGACGGAGGUGUACUCUCAGUCUCAGCGGCGCUGGCUGCACUGUGAUCCCUGCGAAAACGCAUGCGACACACCUCUGCUCUACGAGAUGGGCUGGGGCAAGAAGCUUUCCUACAUCUUCGCUUUCUCAAAAGAUCAGGUGGUUGAUGUAACAUGGCGCUACUCCUGUAAGCAUCAGGAAGUUCUUUCCAGACGUACACAGGUGCAGGAAACAUGGCUGCUACACACUAUCAAUGGACUUAAUGCUGUGAGGCAGCAGUCACUGAGUGCCGAGAGGAAGCAGGAAUUGCUGGAGAGGUUGUUAGUCGAGCUGGUGGAGUUCAUUUCUCCAAAGAGCCCAAAGCCAGGAGAGACGGGAGGCCGGAUUUCAGGUUCUCUCGCUUGGAGGGCUGCUCGUGGAGAGACCGGUGGUGCCGCUGCUUCCAAAGAGAAAGCCACAGAGUUUGUGUUUAUCCCCACUGAGUCAGAGAAGGAUGCAAAGACAUUCCACCUACAAUAUAAUGUGGCCAAAGACUCUUACUGUAGAGUGCACAACAACCAAGAGAAGAUCCUGGGCUGGGAAAAGGGACUUUGGAAGAAUGAGUCUGUGUUCAGGAAAGAAGAACAAGACUGGCAGAUGGUGUACCUCACUCGAACAGAAGGCUCUUCCUCAGGCAGGCUGUGUUGGAGGAUUGUGUGUGCGCCUGUGGGGAUGACGAUUAAAUCCGUCUCAGUCAGGGCUGUCAGUCAAACCUUCCACUCUGGUGCCGUCUGCUGGAGAUUACGCUCUUCGCAAUCCACCGUCGAGUUUCCCGGAGAUGGUAAAAUGCACUCACCGACAGGCCUCACGGGGUCUGAAGAAGUGGUGGUAGAAGCGGAGCUGAGUGGAGGGGACGGAGAGGUGGCGUGGCAACAUGCCCAGCUGUUCAGACAGAGUUUGAAGGACACUGAGACAUCUUCGUUUGAGAUUCUUGUGGAAAUGGAGGAUGCUUGAUAAGAGUGUAGUGGCCUUGUGGCCUCGUUCUGUGGUUUGACAAGCAAACUAAAAAUGUUCUGGGAAGUCAAAGUUAAUGUGAGUAAAGACUUGAUGUGAAAAGCACAGUCUCACUUUUCAAAUGAUGUUCUUUUCUUGAGAAAUGUCUCAAGUGAAUACAAUGUCUAUAAGGGAUAGAACAGUGACUCUCGUAUGAUUCUACUCUUAUUUUUUUUUUAUCGUUUCUCCAAAUUUGUGUUUUAAUAAGGAAUGCAUCCAUACAACUUUUUCUAUUAUUGAUACAAAUAGCUCAGCUACUUGAUAAAUUGAUACAAACGGAGAGCUCCUCAUCGCAGUACUCUGUUUUGGAUCAGUACAUGCCUAAUGUUAAUCUUUAGACCAAUUGUAUUUGUAAUUAUAGCAAUUGAGACACUGUUUAAAACUUGUACUCUUGUGUAUUGUAAGGAAUGAUGUGGAAGGUUUUAUAAUGCUAAUUUGGCAGCAGGGUGUAUGAUGAUGUAUACCUCCAGUGUGUCAAACUUUAUCGAUUAUUUUCUUGCUGUUUUUAUUUGAGGCCAGUUAAAAAAAAAAAAAAUCAGACCUCAACAUUUUUGUCUUUAUUUUUUUUAUGGAAUAAUGUUUUUCAGUUACUUUAUUAUUCAGUUGUUUUCAAUUACCUUAUUAAAUGAAUUGUUUGCA